Molecule: messenger RNA, 4213 nt
Organism: Lepisosteus oculatus (spotted gar)
Lineage: Eukaryota; Metazoa; Chordata; Actinopteri; Semionotiformes; Lepisosteidae
Product: low density lipoprotein receptor adapter protein 1-A
Source: RefSeq, a predicted model, not a curated record
GAUCUCAGAACACAGGAGAUAAACACGCUGGCUCUGCCGGGGCGUGCCCACACACAAAAGCUGCGUGCGGGACGGACACGACUCUCACAACCACAAUGCGAUGCGCUCCCUGCCUCCCAGACUCACUUCACGGUUUAAGAACGCAGGCGGCGGAGCACUUGACUGAAGCUGGACACCUGAGACACAAUACCACCGGGAGCGACGGUUUAACUGGGCUUCCCCUGCACCGUUUUACAUUUUACAUUUAUUUUUUAUUUUUUUUUCCAUCACCCGUGCCUGGAAUAAAAACCAACGCACACCACCGGCAAUGUGGUUAUUUCUCUGCUCCUGACAGGGAAUUUUAGAGGGUUUAUGCUUUGUUUGUGCUUGCCCUUUCAGGAAUUUUUGUCUCGGCCCUGAAGGGGGACAGUGUGCGUUUUCCCUAACACUUGGGUUUGGAAUUUAAAAGCGGGGCUACAAGCUGAACUGCAGAGAGAGAGACUGCCUCGCUCCACCGGCGUGACGGCCAAUCCGACAGGCAGAGCAGCACGCCGCACGCGGACGCGCGUUGCUGACGCACCGGCCGCAGUCGUCCAGCCCCUGUGAAUGAGAGAGGGCCUGUCGCCGGCGGAGCCGGAGAAACGGCCCAGGACGCAGGGCGCCUGCCGCGUCGAAGGCCGUUCGCUUGCCGCGGCUGAUUUCCUCGGAGCCCCGGUCGUCGAGGCUCGCGGUCAUGGCCCUCGGACCCCUGCAGCUGAUGCGCACCCUGCGCAACUCCCCCGCCGCCCUGCGCCGCAAGUUCGGCCGCGACCGGACUGAGAGCCUGUCGCACGGAGACCCGCUCUUCAAGGUGCACUACCUGGGCAUGGAGAAGAUCUACUCCCUGGACCUGGAGCAGGCCGAGGAGGCCAUCGCGCGGCUGCUGGAGGGGGCGCCGGGCAAGAUGGGGAAGGACCACGCGCUGGUGGUGCGCCCGCGCUACGUGGAGGUGAAGGAGAUCUCCACCGGCCGGCAGCUGACCAAGACCUACCUGCAGGACAUCGCCUACUGCGCCGCCGACACCACCCACCCCAACGUCUUCCUCUACAUCUGCAAGCACCGGGCCCAGCAGCUGCAGUGCCGCGUCUUCUGGUGCAGCCGGGCCGAACGGGCGCGAGACAUGACGGCCUGCCUGGCCAAGUCCUUCCAGAAGGCGCUGUGCGACUGGCAGGAGGCGGAGGGAGCGGCGCCAUUGGCCACUGCCCAGGAGGGAGGGGCCGAUGGGGCGGGGUCUCUCGCGACCCCGCCCCCUGAUGGGAGGAGCUCCACACUGCCAGCAAACUUCGGGAAAGCCAGUUCGCUGGAAGAAGAGGACCCAGGCCUCGCACACGCCCUUCAAAGCCUUCGCCAGGAAGAUGGCGGCGGGAGACCGGCGCUCCUGGACGUGAGGCGAGGCCGGCACGGGCCUGGCGCCCACCGCCUCGGGCUGGCGCUGGUCGCCCGCAGCUGAGUGACCGGUGGGACUGGAGGGGGGUGGGAGGGAGGCGCCGAGAGGGAUGGACGGGGAGCCGGAAGAGCCGUGGACACCUGCACAGUCCACACACAAACGCCUCCAGCCACCUCUGCCUGACUUUGUGGGACAAGCUUUUUUUUUUAAAAAAAAAAAGAAUUUUACAUUUUGUUUUCUCUCCAUAUUGUUUUUACGCCGAGUGUUAAAGCUACAAACGCAAGUUGGUCUGUGUUUCUGGGACGGGGGAGAGGAGGAUAAAUAGAGGUACGGUGCCCCAAACCAAAACGGAUCUCCGAUCUCCUCGGGAAGAUGGAGUGAGAGAGAGAGAGAGGGAAACUCUGGGGUCCCUUUCCGUCCUCCCCGAGAAGUCCCGUGUCCCAGACACCGCCGGAACCUCUAUCGAAAUGGAGUCGCUGGAUCCAGUUCACUUUCCUGUCGCUUUCUUUGGGAAAGCCCCGGGGGGCUGCCGGUCUCCACACGUCCUGUUACAGCUGCUCGUUCUACAGCCGCCAGUGUGGGUGCCCCCCUCUUUUUCCUUGGGUGAGGGGGCUCGACAGUUCGCUCGCGAGCUCCUGGUGCACGUCGGGGCUUGCUGCCAUUCCUCGCGCGUUUCGUCUCCACAGGCUUCCCCGCUCCUGCAAUGUCUGUGGCGUGUUUUAGAGCUGCUGGGAGAGACGACUAACGCAGUUCUCCCGCUGUCGGGGCCCAGUGCAAGAGGACUCCCCGGCAGCUCCGUGCUGUCCGGCCGGAGUGCGCCGCCUCAUGGCGCCUUGCCCCACUGACGCGCAGUUCCCCAGAGUUUCCGUUUCGUGAAUAACGAACGGCUCCGUGGGUGGCUUUUAAAAAAAAAAACCCGAAUCACCCGUUAAUCUGCCCGUGAUGUUCAGAGCCGCCCCACGGGCACCUCAAGCGCACGUUUGAUGUUCGAUGUUCAGGCCCCUCUCUUUCUUCACCGCUUGUCUUUCCGAAGCUACAACCGAUAGAAUUAGUCGAAACGUAUAAGUUCGUUGAAACGGUCAAUGAAGGUCACAGCCCGUCUUGAGCGCAGCCCCCAUCCUCCCUCAGACAGGACCGUCUUGUAGGGAGCGAGGCAGAAGGCCGGGUACAGGGAAUAGCUCUGUGGAACUGACGCAUUGUCAUUACCUCCUCCUCUCUGACCCCCCCAAAACCCUUGGCCCUUCGCGCAUGUGUGUGGGGGAGGGCGAGGGCGCUCUGAAGUGCACAAAGUGGAAUUCUCAAAAAAAAAAAUAAUAAUAAUUAAAUCUCCCCUCCUCAAAGAAUCACAGAAUGUACCCUGGCAGCUUUUAAAAAACAUUUAUCUUUGGCUUCUUGACCAAAGCAGUUGGGCACAAGUUCAGUUAUUUUCAGGACAGGCCUGUUUUUUUUUUUUUUUUGUUCAUGGUGGCACUCUGGAAUGCAGCAGUUCUGGUAUUUUUUUUUUGUUGUUGUUGUUUCUUGUCUUACCACAGUGUUUGCUGUUAUGUAACCCAAUACGUUCUCUCCUGUCAAGCUGGGAAGGAGGGAGGGGGAUGGGGAGGGGGCGCUGUUCUCUAGUCCAGUGACGCCUCCAGGAAACACUUCAGUAGCGUGAUCUCCUCAUGCGCGAUGGGUUCGGGAAUCGACUUGAGCCCCUCGUGAUGCCCGACUCUGGGACGGGAGUUUUAGCUUCGCGCCACGAACUCGAACAGGAACUCGCGGUGUCGAAUAUUCGGCCACACGCGGCUGAGAGCCCGGCGGAGGCAGCCGGCCCCGGGCGCCGCAGGGAACGGAGCACGCCCAGUCAGCGGCCAUCGGGACCGGCUGUGUGCCAAGGAGCCAGUCGGCGCUGUCCUGCUCCAGGGAUCUCACAGGCAAAUGAGACCGCUCAUCGGCCGAAAGGCACCGCUAAGGAAACGCCUCAUCCGGUUCGCUUCCCAAAUCCAGCGGCCUGUUUGCCAGCUUCCCCCUUUCCUUAACCCCGGCCGCACCCCCAGCGCGGCGGACAGCUGGGCUCGGACCUGUGGUUGGGAUUCUUGAUGUCGAGAGCGGCGGAGACAUUGCUUUCCACCUCGCGUUGCGGCAUGGGGUGCCAAACUCUAGACCCCUCAAAAUGCACCAAGCAUGUUCUUAUCGGGCCAAAACAAAUUCAACAGCUCUCCCCUCCCACUGGAUUGGGGAUUCCUGAAUGCGCGUGUCUGUAUGUGCAUUUCAUGCCAAGUUCUAAAGUGAUCAGUUAAAUCUCUUUCUGGUGUUUUGUUCAGUGUUCUGUUCUUUGGCAGGUAGAUAAUCGAAGUGUCAUUAGUUCUGCUGUUACAAAAAAAACAUCAAAUGCAGUCCUGGAAACUUUUCCUGUUUGCUUCAGAGCUGAUGGUAAAGCAGUGACCUCUGCUGGUCAAGAUAAACACUGCGGGUUCCUUGUGUGUAUUGUAUAUGCCCUGCUUGUUCUGUGGUUUUAUCACCUAAGUGCUGCCACCUGCCGUCGGGAACGUAUACUGCAUAUAUACGCUAUGUUGAAAGGUUCAGCUUGAAUUUAGGGGGAAUUUAAGAAUUUCUUAAUUCUCCAAUGUUACCAAUGUCAAUGUCUGGACUAUGUUCAGAAAAGGCGUCUUUUAAUUUAUUUUGCAUUUAGUAUUAAAGGUAUCCUUAAGUAAAUGGGACGAUUCCUGUUUCUUGGGAAGAAAAGUCACCUGUUAUUUUUAUUUUGAAUAGUUUUUUUAUAUAUAUUUGAAUGUAUUUUAUGGAAUAUUAAAGUCUUAUGAUUUUAUA